AUGUCUCCAAAACGAAUCACGAAUACCCACCUCGAAUUCAUAGCCAAAACAUGUCCUAAACUUGAAUUUCUCAAUCUCAAUCUCAAGCAACUAUCAGUUGAAAGCCAAAAUAGUGAUGGGUUUGAUGAGGUAUUAGAUUUUGACGAUGUUGGUGUUUUAGCUAUUGCAAAUGGCUGUUGCAAAUUGUGUGAAGUGUUGUUUAGAAGGAGAAAGAGGGUUGGGAAUGUUGGGAUUAUUAGUUUAGUCAAGUGUGCACAAAGUUUGAGUGUUUUGGAUUUGGGGAGGUGUAAUUUGAUUAAUGAUUCAUCGCUUGAAGCAAUUGGGUGUAUGAUUUUGAUUCGGGUUCUGAAUUUAGAAGGUUGUUCUUUGAUUACUGAUAAAGGUUUGGCCUUUUUGGCAACUGGGUCUUCUUCAAGGACAUUAAAGAGGUUGGUUCUUGCAGAGUGUGAUAGAGUUACUGAUUUCGGGGUGUCGUUAUUGCAGGGAAUGUGUUCUUUGGAGGAGUUGAAUUUGGCUGAAUGUGGGCCUAAAGUGACAGACGACGGAGUUAUUGCAGUUGCCUCGAUUGCUAGUCUUAAAAGAUUGAAUCUUUCAUGGUUGAUCAAUGUAUCGGAUAUUACACUUGUUGCAAUAGCUGAGAAAUGUAGGAAUUUGGUAGCUCUUGAUUUAACUGGGUGUGAGAUGAUUACAGGAGCUGGCAUUCGUGCCUUUGGUUAUCAUCAGUGUUUGGACUCAUUAGUGAUGGCUUCCUGUUAUAACAUUUGCGGGGAUGACGUGGAUAUGGUGUUGAAGUGCAGAUCAUUGAGGUCUAUUGUGCUUGAUAGAGGAUUGAGGAUGUGGAUACCAAUGAGAAUGCAAGAAAACAUUAGCAGGUUUUGUCAGUUGCAUUGGAGAUAA
This is a messenger RNA of Dovyalis caffra, 897 nucleotides long. The record is from the annotation of a GenBank genome assembly. Lineage: Eukaryota; Viridiplantae; Streptophyta; Magnoliopsida; Malpighiales; Salicaceae.